AUCAAGUUCCUCAUUUUGAGUGGUGAAUAUUUCAGCCCUAAGGUUUCGCCGGGCUUGGACGAAGGACGUGUUAAAUAGGAAGGUCAAAUAACUUCGAUGCUAAAAAGAAAUAUCUGGGCGUGAAAAACUGGACAGAGAUGGGCUGUGAGAAAUCAAAACUCAGGCAGAGCCAAAAUGUCGCACUGGAUCAGAAGAGCCACCGGCCUGUGCACACGGAACAGACCUAUGUGAGAGACCCCACCUCCAGCAAGCCUUUUGCCAAGACUUCCGCAGGGGCCAAUGGCCUCCUCCCGGGUCAGAUCUUCCAGAAGAUGGAGGAGCAGAGUGGGACGGGUGAGAAGAUCGUCAUCGCCCUGUACCCCUAUGAAGCCGUUCACGGAGACGACUUGGCGUUCAAAAAGGGGGAAAAGCUCAAAGUUCUCGAAGAGUCGGGGGAGUGGUGGAGGGCAAGGUCACUGAGCACCAAGAGAGAGGGAUUCAUCCCGUCCAACUAUGUAGCUGAAGCCAACACCAUGGAGACAGAGGAGUGGUUCUUUAAGGACCUGACCAGGAAGGACGCGGAGCGGCAGCUCCUGGCCCCCGCCAACAAAGCGGGCUCGUACCUGAUCCGCGAGAGCGAGACGUCGAAAGGAAGCUACUCGCUGUCAAUCAGAGAUGUGGACGCCCAGGGAGCAGAGAUGGUCAAACAUUACAAGAUCCGCAUGCUGGACAAUGGGGGGUACUACAUCUCUCCCAAGAUCACUUUCCCCGACAUCGGCAGCAUGAUAAAACAUUACCACAAGCAACCGGAUGGCCUCUGCCGUAAGCUGGUGAAGCCGUGCGAGAAGCCCAAAGCCCAGAAGCCCUGGGACAAAGACGCCUGGGAGAUCUCCAAGGAGUCCAUCAAGAUGGUGAAGAAGCUGGGAGCCGGGCAGUUUGGGGAGGUGUGGAUGGCGUAUUACAACAACAGCACCAAGGUGGCCGUGAAGACGCUGAAGCCGGGCACCAUGUCUGUGGAGGCCUUCCUGGAGGAGGCCAACCUGAUGAAGACGCUGCAGCACGACCGUCUGGUCCGCCUCUACGCCGUGGUCACCAAGAUCCAGCCCAUCUACAUCAUCACCGAGUUCAUGGCCAACGGAAGCUUGUUAGAUUUCUUAAAAAGUGAUGCAGGGAGCAAAACACAGUUGCCGAAGCUGAUCGAUUUUUCUGCCCAGAUCGCAGAAGGGAUGGCGUACAUCGAAAAGAAGAACUACAUCCACCGGGACCUGCGGGCGGCCAACGUGCUCGUGUCGGAGAGUCUGCUGUGCAAGAUCGCCGACUUCGGCCUCGCCCGAGUCAUCGAAGACGACCAGUACACAGCCAGAGAGGGAGCCAAGUUCCCCAUCAAGUGGACCGCCCCAGAGGCCAUCAACUACGGGUCCUUCACCAUCAAAUCCGACAUGUGGUCUUUCGGAGUCCUGCUGUACGAAAUCAUCACAUUCGGAAAGAUUCCUUACCCAGGCAUGAGCAACGGUGAGGUCAUGACCUCUGUGCAGCGCGGGUACCGCAUGCCCCGCCCGGAAAACUGUCCCGAGGAGCUCUAUGACGUCAUGAUGACGUGCUGGAAGAACAAGCCCGAAGACCGGCCGACCUUCGACUACAUCCAGAGCGUCCUGGACGAUUUCUACACGGCCACCGAGGGGCAGUACCAGCAGCAGCCGUAAGGGGGCGACAUAUUCCCCAAGGCGACGGUUGAUUUCUUUCAGCUUAUCAGAGCUUCUCUCCCGGCAGGAAGUAAUCUCGUGGCAGCAGUCUGAUUCUUUGCUUAUUUUAAAGCAAAAAACUUUUAAAAAUUUUAUUUUUAUUUUUUAUUUGUAUGUUUUUCCACUUCAAAUUGAAGUAAAGAAAUAAACCGUCUUUUUAUGUUUUUUUUUUCCUAGACUUUUUUUAAUUUUUAAUUUUUAAAUAAACUUAGCUCUUUUCUAAUGUUUGUUCAGUAAGAAAAAAGUUUGAUAUAGAAAGUUAUGCAUUUGAAUUUAUUGCCUGGGGCAUUUUGAGUCUUGUAUUUGAGGACUUUGUCAUAAUACUAAUCAGCCUAAGGCAACAGUGGAUGUUUUUUUGUUUUGUUUUUUAAUAUAUUUUGUCAUUAGCCUUUCUUCGAUGCACUGAAUCAAGAUGUAGGUGCCAACUUGUUCCACUGUGUUCUUUCCCUGUCUUCCAUUUUGUAUAACCCUUUCUUAAUGUCAUCGUUUAAUUACUCUGUGGAUUUCUGCUACGGAGAUCUUGUAAAUCAGUGCAAGCCUGCUCAACCCCACAUCCAGUGUCUGAAGGUGUUCGCACCGACCGUCCACCCCGCCCGCCUGAUCUCACCGAUUCUACCUGCUUUGUUCAGGUAAAGUUCAGUUCAGUUCAGUGGUCAAAUCAGGUGGCGUAGAGCGUGGCUCAAGUGAACACCUGCAGACGCUGCAGCCCACAGAAUGUAGAGUUGAGUAAACCUGUUGUAAAUUAUCACUAAAUGUUAUGACCUGUGUGUGUGUGUGACCUGUGGGUGUGACCUGUGUGUAUGACCCGUUUGUGUGAUUUGUAUCUAGGACAAAAUGUGAGCUCUGUAAGAUAGAAAUGCUUAAGUUAAUGUAGCGAGUGCCUUUGAAAUAAUAAAAGCAGUGCACUGUUCUCGA
Conger conger (European conger) is the source of this 2636-nucleotide messenger RNA. It is a transcript of the gene lyn, whose product is annotated as LYN proto-oncogene, Src family tyrosine kinase. The transcript is spliced from 13 exons. The record is from RefSeq and is a predicted model, not a curated record. Gene Ontology annotation, cellular component: extrinsic component of cytoplasmic side of plasma membrane. Gene Ontology annotation, biological process: cell differentiation; cell surface receptor protein tyrosine kinase signaling pathway; protein phosphorylation. NCBI's taxonomy places the organism in Eukaryota, Metazoa, Chordata, Actinopteri, Anguilliformes, Congridae. Gene Ontology annotation, molecular function: signaling receptor binding; ATP binding; non-membrane spanning protein tyrosine kinase activity. The coding region runs from base 138 to 1682 and encodes 514 amino acids.